UCCUCAUUCACUCAUUCUCCUUACCACUCCACACACAAACACUUGUUCAAUUUUCUUACUUACUCUGUUGCUAAUGGCUGAUACGUCUGGUUCUGGUGGCUCCGGAGGGAGAAUGUGGUGUUCCAUGCCUGAGAAGUUUCAGCUUCAUGCGGCCAUGCUGGCCUUGCAGUUUGGUUAUGCUGGUUUUCAUGUUGUCUCUCGUGCUGCACUUAACAUGGGCAUUAGCAAGCUUGUGUUCCCUGUUUACAGAAACGUCAUCGCACUAAUUCUCCUUCUUCCAUUCGCAUAUUUUCUGGAGAAGAAGGAAAGACCAGCAAUUACUCUCAACUUUCUCCUUCAGUUCUUCCUCCUUGCACUUGUGGGAAUAACAGCAAAUCAAGGUUUCUACUUGCUGGGUUUGGACCACACCUCACCCACCUUUGCAUCAGCAGUUCAAAACUCUGUCCCUGCCCUUACUUUUCUCAUGGCAGCCCUUCUAAGGAUAGAAAAAGUAAGGCUGGACAGAAAAGAUGGGAUAGCCAAAGUGAUAGGAACAAUCUGUUGUGUGUGUGGAGCAACUGUGAUCACUUUAUACAAAGGUCCAGCGAUAUAUAGUCCAGCUCCACAACUACAUACAAUCCUCGAACCCGAACCCGUACCCGAACCAACCUUUUUUGCUUCUUUAGGAGAUGCUCAAGGCAAGAGCUGGACCCUCGGGUGUGUCUAUCUCAUUGGUCAUUGCUUGUCCUGGUCCGCUUGGCUCGUCUUGCAAACACCGGUUCUCAAGAAGUACCCGGCCCGGCUCUCCGUCACUUCUUACACAUGUUUCUUUGGACUCAUACAGUUUCUUAUCAUUGCUGUUUUCGCUGAAAGAGACCUCCAAGCUUGGAUUUUCCACUCUGGCGGCGAAGUCUUUACCAUACUCUACGCGGGAGUGGUGGCAUCAGGGAUUGCCUUCGCUGUACAGAUAUGGUGCAUUGACAGAGGGGGCCCUGUCUUUGUUGCUGUGUAUCAGCCUGUUCAGACUCUUGUUGUCGCUAUUAUGGCUUCCAUUGCUUUAGGCGAAGAGUUCUACUUGGGAGGGAUCAUCGGUGCGGUGCUGAUCAUAGUGGGAUUAUACCUGGUCUUGUGGGGCAAAAGCGCUGAGAAAAAGUUCGCAUUGGAAAGGGCGGCAAUCCAGUCCAUCCAGGAGCACGGUACCAUCAGAACAUCAGCCCACGUCAAGGCCUCUCUCGCUCAGCCACUCCUUCCUCCGUCAACGGAAAAUGUUUGACCGUGAAAAAUCCUAACUUUGAACACCAGUCAACAAUUCAUGUCUGUUUGGCUGGAGAGAAAGAUCAAGGGAGAACUAUUUCCCAGUAGUAGAAGUUUUGUGUGCGUAUGAUGAUUUCCUUUUCCUUUUCUUUUAUGGUUUAAUCUCUUUCUAUUAGUUAGAGAAAAAAGAAGAAGAGAGGGUUGUGGCUUGUGGGUUGUUAUCGUUUUGUGGGUUGAAACCCCACAAGCUUUGAUUAUGAUGUUGCAAUAUGGUUUGAUUUAAGAGACAAUAUAUGCAAAUUAUCAAGUUAAUUGCACAAGAAUGUCAUUAUGGUUUGGA
This is a messenger RNA of Tripterygium wilfordii, 1573 nucleotides long. Its product is annotated as protein WALLS ARE THIN 1-like. Gene Ontology annotation, cellular component: plasma membrane. Gene Ontology annotation, molecular function: transmembrane transporter activity. The coding region runs from base 74 to 1252 and encodes 392 amino acids. The transcript is spliced from 6 exons. Lineage: Eukaryota; Viridiplantae; Streptophyta; Magnoliopsida; Celastrales; Celastraceae. The record is from RefSeq and is a predicted model, not a curated record.